Messenger RNA from Gasterosteus aculeatus aculeatus (three-spined stickleback), 573 nucleotides. Lineage: Eukaryota; Metazoa; Chordata; Actinopteri; Perciformes; Gasterosteidae. The record is from RefSeq and is a predicted model, not a curated record.
GUGACGUCACCCGCCCUGGUCCCGGGGUGCGCUGCCGCUCUCCAGUCCCGUCUCGGCGCACAAACCCACUCCGGUCGCCGCCUCGUCGCUUCCACUCAGCCAAGCGGUGCGACGCACGUUACGCUGCUGCGAAGGUGCGCGGCGGACCACCCGGCGUUCCUUCCUCCUCCUCCUCCUCCUCAUCCUCUUCUUCAUCGCCCUCUCCUCCUUCUACUCCACGCCGCCUGGCUGCUCGUCCCACACAACGGGGAACUGUUUCCACGCUGCCCGAAGAGAGACGGGAGGGAGACCGCGGAGAUGCUGAGGACGGCCGGCGUCCUGGUCCUGGCGGCUCUGGCGCUGAGCGCCGCUCGCACCAAAGUGAACAAGCACAAGCCGUGGAUCGAGACGUCGUACCACGGGGUGAUCACUGAAGACACCGACGUGGUCCUGCUGGAUCCUCCUCUGGUGGCCCUGGACAAAGACGCCCCCGUCCCUUACGCAGGUACGCUCCAUUCAACAGGGGGGGGGGGGUUGUUGAUCCGCAUAGGGAAGCGCAGCUGCAGGAUGUGCUUAUGAACCGUAUAAAGUCAU